UACAUAUUAUUAUUUAUUAUAUUCGCGCAGCGCAUUUUGAUGUCCGCCUAAAUCGUUUACUGUGAUUAUUUUGAUGUUAAAUAAUAAUCUUGUUACCGUUAUAAUAUUGGGUUUGUCGUUUGUCCUUCCACCACCGUUCUUAGCCCUCGAUCAAUAGCUCACGCUCUGUAAUUGAUUUUAUACGCGGCUAACGCUCGGUUCGUGUCUUUUGUGUCGUAUCUGUUCGUUUAACAUUAUAAUAGUAAUACAACAGUAAAAUAAAAAAUGGAAAACGUCAUGAUGAUUUUGUCACAAAUGCAAAACGAUAUUCAAUCGCUUCAAUGUGACUCGCACGUAAUGAAGGAAAUGAUUCGAAAAAAUUCCAACUCCGUGAACGUUUCUAUUAGACUUUUAGCAGGUUCUUUAAAUAUAUCUCGCACAAAACUAGUUGACAUACUGACAGAAGCAGAAGCCAACCUUAAAACUGUUAAAUCGGGUGAUGUUUUUGAUUUGGACAUGAAUCCAAUGCAUUUGCACCAACCUCAGCGAAGUGAAAAUGGUUGCUCUUGCAGUCAUCAACAAAAUUUUAUGAUGGAAAUGUAUAAAAUGAUGAUGUCCAUGUUUAAUCCUAGAAAACCGUGUUGUCCUAUGGACCCUAUCGACAUUCCAUUGGCUACAUCACACGCUCAAGCACCACAUAUUUCGCCUAUACCAGUUUCCCAACAUAAUAAUAAUACUGAACAUUGUGCCGACGUCACUGAUGCGCCCAAUUUAAAGAAUCCCCAGACUCCAUGUAAUAACACAAACGACAACACUAACGGAAUCGAUAACGAUACAACCAGUAACGAUACAAUUAGUGUUGACACAAUUAGUAAUGGAACAAGUAUUGUUGACACAAUUAGCAAUGGAACAAGUAUUGUUGGCAACACUAGUACUAGUGUCGAUAUCAACAGUGUCAACAAUAACUCAAAUCUAAGACCGAUCCUUCAAGACGCAUUAGAAGCCAAAAUAAGAUAUAAAGAAAAAGAAGAACUCAGGCGUAAAUACAGUAAUAAAUACAGAUACAUGGAUAAAGUACAAUUGAAUAAGCCAAAACCUUUAGUCCAAGAACAAAACAUUGUUGAAAACAACGAUUUAACUGAUGAACAGAAAGCCGUAUAUAAAAUUUCUAACUUUUACACUAUCAGCAAGCUUAAGGAGAGGAAACGGCAUUUGACCAUUGAACCACGUAUUAUACUCAGUAAACUCGAAGAUUUUAGGACUGCAACACCUACCGAAACGAGCAACAGUAUAUUAUUGGAUAACGAAUACUCCAGAAGAUCGAUAGCUAAAACGGCGGCCAACUUACAAGAGACGACGAGGAAAAAACCUAAAAAGUAAAUUAUGUAUAAGCAUCAAUGAUAUUUUGUUAAACAAAUGAUUAAUUUAUAUUAUGUAAACUAUUAAAUGAUUAUAAUCAAUUUAUAAUUUAUUGGCAUGUAAAAAAAUUGUAUUAUACUCAUAAUAAAAUAUUAUAUUAGUUUAUUAUAUGGUGACAUAGAACACAUUUUGGAAAAAACAUAAUAAAAUAAAUAUAAUACAUAUUAUGAAAUAUAUUUAUCUACUAAAUGUAUACACCCCAAUGAAAGAUAUUUUUAUUUUAUUCACCCUCCUUUAUUGUAAAAGAUUCAAGUUGUCUAGGAGCACAUAAUAUUUUAAGUUUUGCUUUUCAAAAAAAUAAGUAUCGGGCUAUUCAGUUAUUCUUAAAGCAAUGCCACACAUGUAGAUUUUUCGUGAAAAAAAAAAAAGUUUGCAUUCUGAAUAUAUGUAUAAUACAAAAAUGAUAUAUCAAAUUCUUGACGUUGUUUUCUUAAAUUUCAUAACUAUUUUUUGGUUUAAAAAAUUGAAAAAAAUUACUUCUUGAAAUUCAAACAGUUACUUGAAUUUUAAAACUCCAAAACACACAGUUAUGCGCUCUAUUUUUAAAGAAGCUAAAAACAUUGAAAUAUAAUUUAAAAAAUGACAUAUCCUAACCCCUUAAUAAGAGGUACUAAGUGGCAUAUGUCUUAAAGUAGUUCUAUAUUAUCAAUUAUGUAAAUGUAUACAUUAAUUUUUAGACAAAAGAUUAUUUUACUCAAUUAUUUGUAUAUUAUGUUGGUAUAUCUUAAUUAUAGCCCUAUAGUUUAGUUCUAUUUUGUUUUUUUAUUUAUUCCUUAUAAUAUUUUGUUUAUUUUUUUUUAUAGUUGUGAAGUAAGUUAAUUUUUUUAAAUGUAAAUCAUGCAUGACUGAAUCAAAUCAAUAAAAUGAUUAUAAUUAUUAAUUGUGUAAUCCGAGAAUUACCAUUGCUUGUCUCUGUGUAUUUUUAAAGAUAUGUAAUAAACGAAUUAGGAGUUAUGAAUGUAAAAAGGUUUAUGUUUAUCAUAAUAUAUGAUUGAAUUAUGCAAACUGUAAUUAACUUCUUAUAUCUUUCUUUGUGACUCUAUUAUGAAUUUAUUUAAUAAUAACUAAUAUACCUUUUAGUAUAAACUAUUAAUUAUAAAUGCUUUUUCAUAAUUUUUUAGUUCUGUCAGAAAAGCAGAUAAUAUCUAUUUAACAUGCUCUUGCUUUUAACUUGGACUAAUAUUAAAAAUGAUUAUUUGUGCGUGAAAAACUAAAUUAUUUUUAAGGCCAUGUGUAAACAGUAUUAAGGCAAAGUUAAUAUACAUUUAUAGUGUGAUACAUUUCUUUUAACCUUUCCUUGAUCAAUAACUUAUAAUUUAUUAUUGAAGUAACUAGUUAAUUUUGUUUAUUUUUAGA
Molecule: messenger RNA, 2754 nt
Organism: Adelges cooleyi (spruce gall adelgid)
Lineage: Eukaryota; Metazoa; Arthropoda; Insecta; Hemiptera; Adelgidae
Product: actin-related protein 8-like
Exons: 3
Coding region: 265-1359 (364 amino acids)
Source: RefSeq, a predicted model, not a curated record